CUACGUAGAGGUGAUAAGUGACGCAACAGACGUUGCAUAAAUUUCAGCUCCGCCGUAGCGGCGCAUUCAGUGGCGAGAGGCUUUGUGGAGCGGUGGUUCUGUGCGUUAGAGUUGGUCGACGUGGCUGGUUGGAGGCCUCUUCGCAUUCGAUAACAGGUCAAAAUGCAGAUCUUCGUGAAGACCCUGACUGGCAAGACCAUCACCUUGGAGGUGGAGCCCAGUGACACCAUUGAGAAUGUGAAGGCCAAGAUCCAGGAUAAAGAGGGCAUUCCCCCUGACCAGCAGAGGCUCAUCUUUGCAGGCAAGCAGCUGGAAGAUGGCCGCACUCUUUCUGACUACAACAUCCAGAAGGAAUCCACCCUGCACCUGGUCCUGCGCCUGAGGGGUGGUAUGCAGAUCUUCGUGAAGACCCUGACUGGCAAGACCAUCACCCUGGAGGUGGAGCCCAGUGACACCAUUGAGAAUGUGAAGGCCAAGAUCCAGGAUAAAGAGGGCAUUCCCCCUGACCAGCAGAGGCUCAUCUUUGCAGGCAAGCAGCUGGAAGAUGGCCGCACUCUUUCUGACUACAACAUCCAGAAGGAAUCCACCCUGCACCUGGUCCUGCGCCUGAGGGGUGGUAUGCAGAUCUUCGUGAAGACCCUGACUGGCAAGACCAUCACCCUGGAGGUGGAGCCCAGUGACACCAUUGAGAAUGUGAAGGCCAAGAUCCAGGAUAAAGAGGGCAUUCCCCCUGACCAGCAGAGGCUCAUCUUUGCAGGCAAGCAGCUGGAAGAUGGCCGCACUCUUUCUGACUACAACAUCCAGAAGGAGUCUACCCUGCACCUGGUCCUGCGCCUGAGGGGUGGUAUGCAGAUCUUCGUGAAGACCCUGACUGGCAAGACCAUCACCCUGGAGGUGGAGCCCAGUGACACCAUUGAGAAUGUGAAGGCCAAGAUCCAGGAUAAAGAAGGCAUUCCCCCUGACCAGCAGAGGCUCAUCUUUGCAGGCAAGCAGCUGGAAGAUGGCCGCACUCUUUCUGACUACAACAUCCAGAAGGAGUCCACCCUGCACCUGGUCCUGCGCCUGAGGGGUGGCUGUUAAUUCUUCUGUCUGCAUUCAUGGUGUGCAGUGAUAGUAUUAUGCUGCACGUAGCCAUUUGCCCCAAUUUAAGUUUAGAAAUUACCAGUUUCAGUAAUAGCUGAACCUGUCCAAAAUGUUAAUAAAGUUUUGUUGCAUGGUAGCAUA
Messenger RNA from Sciurus carolinensis (gray squirrel), 1224 nucleotides. RefSeq names its product ubiquitin B (gene Ubb). Lineage: Eukaryota; Metazoa; Chordata; Mammalia; Rodentia; Sciuridae. Bases 163 to 1080 code for a protein of 305 amino acids. Gene Ontology annotation, biological process: protein ubiquitination; modification-dependent protein catabolic process. Gene Ontology annotation, molecular function: protein tag activity; ubiquitin protein ligase binding. Gene Ontology annotation, cellular component: nucleus; cytoplasm. The transcript has 2 exons. The record is from RefSeq and is a predicted model, not a curated record.